This is a messenger RNA of Cooperia oncophora, 357 nucleotides long. The record is from the annotation of a GenBank genome assembly. Lineage: Eukaryota; Metazoa; Nematoda; Chromadorea; Rhabditida; Trichostrongylidae.
AUGGAUAAACUUCUUAUAAAAUACCAAUGGUUCCACGCAAUGAUGCCACGAGAAGACUGCGAAGAGAUGGUGAAGCGUGAAGGUGACUAUCUUGUGCGGAGAACGUCAGUAGCCAAGAUGCCAACGUACUGUAUAACAGUUCGUCAUAACAAUGAAGUGAAACACAUCCCAGUAUUGUACCAAAAAGGAAUUUGGAGCCUUAACUCGGAAUCUAAAGCAACACUUGCCGAAUUGAUCGAUAUGUUUGUGAAAGAGAAAAGGCCAAUACCUCCGUCUAACUGUCUGCUUUUAAACGAGAUACAUCGACCUGAUUAUUUUGUCAUGCACAAAGAUAUCACACUUGGAGAUAAGUUAGGC